AUGUCGAUGAAUAAUCACACGGCUGUUCUUGAAGGUCUCGGAGAAUCCAAAUACUGGAAGCAGGAAAUUCGAGCACAAAUCCAACAGUCCAUUCAAGAAUUCUCAGAUGGGUGUGGCGAUGCUAUAAAGGACUUAUCCCAUAGAGGAAUUGUCGGUCCAAGUCGAUUGGAUGUUCGUCCGAAUAUGGACAUCAUCAUUUUUGAUGUCUCGGAGAACGAAAGGGACCAACGCUCAUUUGAAUAUGUCUUUUCCAAUUACCUGGCCACUACGCAUCAACAGCAGAUCCUCGGAGGACUCUACAGUCCUUGGUCUGCUCUGAUACCACGGAGCCAAGGAUGGGUCAUUGACCAUCAUUCUUCAUCGAACCAAAGCGAGCAGACCAGGACGGUGCAAUUCAUCUCCAUUUUCAGUUGCGAAACGGAAGGGGCUCGAGAAGAGUGGUCCAGAGACUUCGCCCAACGAGCUCAAACCGAGUAUGAUCUUUUGGGUCAUAUUGUUGAUUGGCUGCGGACUUUAUGCAAGCAUAUCACUAUUCAGCAUCUGGUCUUGCAAAAACAAGAUUUCUUGGAUGAUCGCAGACAAGUUGGACAAAGCGAGGCGCCCGCCAUCGCCAGUCCCACCGUCUAUUUUUGA
Aspergillus pseudoviridinutans is the source of this 633-nucleotide messenger RNA. RefSeq lists its product as uncharacterized. The coding region runs from base 1 to 633 and encodes 210 amino acids. Lineage: Eukaryota; Fungi; Ascomycota; Eurotiomycetes; Eurotiales; Aspergillaceae. The record is from RefSeq and is a predicted model, not a curated record. The transcript is spliced from 2 exons.